GUUGAUGAACGUGGUUGCCUUGGAGAACGGGGAGCUGGGGUCCCUUCUGUCACCUGGCACCGUGAGGGGCUUGGAGGAUGAAUGUGUCACAGACGUUAAGGCUCAGACCCGGGCGGCCCUGCUGCGGGUGCUGCAGGAGGAUGAGGAGCACUGGGGGAGCACGGAGGACUGGACCGGCAGCCUGGCUCAGGACGUGUGUGAGCUGCUGGAAGAGCACACAGAGCGAGCGCCCCGCAUCAGCCAGGAGUUCGGGGAGCGGAUGGCUUACUGCUGCCUGGGGGGGCUGGCAGAGUUCCUGCAGAGCUUCCAGCAGCGUGUGGAGAGAUUCCAUGAGAACCCAGGAAUCCGAGAGCUGCUACCAGACACUUACAUCAGCAGGACCAUCGUCCUGGUCAACUGUGGCCCCCCCCUGAGGGCUCUGGCAGAGCGCCUGGCCCGGGUGGGACCCCCGGAAAGUGAGCCGGCUCGGGAAGCAGCGACCAGUGCUCUGGACCGUGUGACCCGGCUCUGCCACCGUGUCCUUGCCGAUAUCCUGUUCCAGGAGCUGCAGCCGCACUUCAACAAGCUGAUGCGCAGGAAGUGGCUGAGCAGCCCCGAGGCCCUGGAUGGCAUCGUGGGCACGCUGGGCGCCCAGGCCCUGGCCCUGCGCAGGAUGCAGGACGAGCCUUACCAGGUGCGCCCACCUGGGGAGGCAGGGGGCCCCGCGGCGGGGAGGCUGCGGGAGGACGCAGCGCAGCUCCAGAGGCUGUUCAGGCGGCUGGAGUCCCAGGCCUCGUGGCUGGACGCCGUGGUGCCCCAUCUGGCUGAAGUCCUGCAGCUGGAAGACACGCCCAGCAUCCAGGUGGAGGUGGGGGUGCUGGUGCGGGACUACCCAGACAUCAGGCGGAAGCACGUAGCGGCCCUCCUGGACAUCCGGGGCCUGCGCAACACGGCCGCCCGCCACGAGAUCCUGGCGGUGGCCCGGGACCUGGAACUGUCUGAGGGGAAAGCCCUGUCACCCCCUCGGGACCGUGCCUUCUUCGCGGACAUCCCUGUGCCCCGCCCGCCUUUCUGCCUGGGCCUCCCUCUCUUCCUGGGCCGCCUCCCCCUCUCCCAGCUGGCCAGGCCCAGCUUGGCCUGUCUCCCCCGGCUUCGGCCUCCAUCUCCAUCACGGCCUCGGGCCCAAUGCUGAGACCUCCCAGCCCUCCGCCUCAGUGCCCCCCAUCUUUGCUGCUGACACACAGUCCUCCUGACUGCCUGCCUGGGGCCACGGACCCCCGAGAUGGAGAAACGCGCAGAGGUCUUCCCAGCUACCCCCCCAAACUCCCUGUGCAGAAGAAAAAACGGGCCAGAGGGUCAAGGACUUUGUCAAGGCCAGGACACUUGUUCCCAGCACCACCUCCCCAACGCAGUCUGCCGCGGGUGGCGUUGGAAGGCUCUACAGAAAUAUCCCAGGCCCCCCCCUUUCCCCUCACCUCAAGGUCUGGCCCCAAUCCAAUGUAUUAAGGAAUGUACGAUACUUAGAAUAAAGAGGUUUCUAUUUAACAGAA
Messenger RNA from Pteropus alecto (black flying fox), 1529 nucleotides. RefSeq names its product exocyst complex component 3 like 2 (gene EXOC3L2). The transcript is spliced from 9 exons. The coding region runs from base 5 to 1171 and encodes 388 amino acids. The record is from RefSeq and is a predicted model, not a curated record. Gene Ontology annotation, biological process: exocyst localization; exocytosis. Gene Ontology annotation, molecular function: SNARE binding. NCBI's taxonomy places the organism in Eukaryota, Metazoa, Chordata, Mammalia, Chiroptera, Pteropodidae. Gene Ontology annotation, cellular component: exocyst.